AUGGCAUUUACGAGCACGGCCAUCCAGAAUUACUCAGCUAACCUGGAUUAUUAUACGGGUUGUCGUUCUGUGUUGCCUCCGUACGACAACCCGUUUAAUCGCACAAACACCAUUUGUGAAAAAAGUCACGCCCGGCAGUUUGCUCAAACUUUCCUGCCAGCAUUUUUCUGGAUUGUAUCCUGCAUCGGCACAGUGGGUAAUGCCUUCGUCAUCCUCGUCUUCUGUAAAUACAGAUCCAGGAAGAGCAUCACUGACAGAUACCUGCUGCACCUGGCAAUUGCUGAUCUGCUCCUCAUUUUUACCCUGCCUUUCUGGGCAAAAGCAUCUUCAGAUGUCUGGAUCUUUAAGAAUGUCAUGUGUAAAAUUGUCAAUAGCAUGUACAAGAUCAACUGUAUGUUGUUUCUAAUAUGCAUUAGUUUUGACAGGUACAUUACAAUUGUCCAGGCCAUGAAAGCUAAGAACUCUAAGCGAAAAAGGCUUCUGCGCAGUAAACUAGUUUGCUUUGGUGUUUGGCUGAUUGCAAUAGGCUUAUGCAUCCCAGAAAUAGUAUACAGUGAAUCUAAGCAAGUUAUUAAUACAAUUACUUGCAAGAUGGUAUACCCUACCACAGUGACCCGAACCAUCAAAGUUACUGUCCUAGCUUUGAAAAUCACAAUAGGAUUCCUCCUUCCUCUCUUUGUCAUGGUUACUUGUUAUGAUUUUAUAAUUCAUACCCUCCUUCAAGCCAAAAGAUCCCAAAAGCACAAAUCAUUAAAGAUCAUCAUCAUUAUUAUCACAGCUUUCCUCCUCUCCCAGUUGCCCUACAACAGCAUUUUGCUGGUCAAAACCAUCGAUGCCUACUCCAUGGUCAUAUCUGACUGCCAAACCCCUGACAACAUUGACCUUGGAUUCCAGAUACCUCAGAGCAUCGCCUUCCUUCACAGCUGCCUGAACCCCAUCCUCUAUGUGUUUGUUGGGGAGAGAUUCCGUAAAGCCCUCUUUAAAAUUCUGGAGGAUGCAAUUCACUGUACUGGUAAGAGCCGAGAACAGAGCUCUUCCAUAUACGAUAGCCAAGAAGGGAGCUCAAAAUGGUCUGGAUUGCUGGGGAAAUCAAAAACCAGGAGCUCUCUCACUUUGAGUAUACACCAAAAUUCCUCACUCACAACCAAUUUCUGCCAAGCUCCUUUCGAAGUUAAUGGGAGUCUGGCCGGAGCAAGGAGUACUGAAUGCAGUGCUCUGUAAGUGAUUCUUAUCCUAUGAAAGAAAAAGAAAGAUUCCGCUCAACAAAGUGAAUUAGUAUCUUCAUGAGGGGCUUGAUCCAAUGAUGCUUCAAAGUAUUGAGCACUCUCGACUUCUGCUGAAGUCAGCAGGAGUUGAGGCCACUCAGUGCCUCCCCCUGGAGCACUGAGCACCUUCAAAGAUCCAGCCCUAGGCUUGUGAGCAGCGUGCUGCUUGCCCUGCCUUUUUAGCUCAGCUGUGAGAACCACAGUGAGUUCAGGCUUUCGCUAAAGCAGUGGAAUCUUGACGUAUGAUAGACAGUGCACACACUUCUCAAACAGCAAGAAAACCACAUUAACAUCUGCCAAUCGAAAAAAUCUACACCAGCAGAGCAAACUAUGUAGAUAAUUACCCAUGAGGCACUUAUUAGCUCUUCACCACUGUUCUUCACAUAUCCCCCAG
Chrysemys picta bellii (western painted turtle) is the source of this 1659-nucleotide messenger RNA. RefSeq names its product C-C chemokine receptor type 9. The record is from RefSeq and is a predicted model, not a curated record. Gene Ontology annotation, molecular function: C-C chemokine receptor activity; C-C chemokine binding; scavenger receptor activity. Gene Ontology annotation, cellular component: external side of plasma membrane; membrane. Gene Ontology annotation, biological process: G protein-coupled receptor signaling pathway; cell chemotaxis; calcium-mediated signaling. NCBI's taxonomy places the organism in Eukaryota, Metazoa, Chordata, Testudines, Emydidae.